UGUAGUGUUCCGCAACCAUUUUUAGAAGUCUUUUUUCCACUUGCAAUUUUUUAAGAAGAAUCUUCACAAAAGCGCCAUCGUGAGCAGAAGCCACGCCGACGACAUGACUCCAGUAGCGACGAAGAGCCCGAGUCAAAGCGUCGAAAGAGUCCAGAACAACGCCGUCAACGACACGACUCGAGUGAUGCUGAAGAAAAAAGACGAAGAAGAGACGAGUCCAAUGAUAAGAAGUCAAAAUACAGGAAACAAGCUUCGGAUAGUGACAAUGACGAAAGUGAUGUGAAAUCCUCCCAUCGGCAUAACUGCAAAAAGAAUAGUAAGGUCACCAAAAAAGACAAAAUAGCCGAAGAGAGCUCACGUAAGCGGGCGGAUAGCUCGGAGAGAAAUGGAAGGCGAGAUUCAAGGAAAGAUCGAGAAUUAGCCAGCAAGGCAUCUCUGCGAAGAAAAAAGGAGAGUUCGGAGAGUCGGAGUUCGUCAGAUUCAAGUGAGGAUGACUCGUCAGAUUCAUCGAAACAUUCACAACGGAGGAAGAAGAGUUCGCCACUACGAAAGCGCAGCAAUGAUUCGAGCAGUGACGAAGGUAUGCUAAAUGCAUGA
Haemonchus placei is the source of this 597-nucleotide messenger RNA. NCBI's taxonomy places the organism in Eukaryota, Metazoa, Nematoda, Chromadorea, Rhabditida, Trichostrongylidae. The record is from the annotation of a GenBank genome assembly.